AUGAAAAUCUUUCGUUUAAUUAAAUCACAUUCUGAUUCAGCUCUUCUUCAAAAUGAUCUAAAUACACUAUCUGUUUGGUGUAAUUUAAACAAAUUACCAUUAAAUAUUGAUAAGUGCAAAGUAAUGUCGUUUACUAGGUCUCGAUCUCCAAUUAUUAAUGAUUAUACCAUAAAUAAUAUUGUUCUACAACGCGUUUUUGAAAUUUGCGAUUUGGGGGUUACUUUUGACUCAACCUUUUCUUUCAAUAAACAUUAUCUAAACAUAACUAAAAAAUCAUCUACUAUAAUAGGUUUCAUUAAUAGAACUUAUAAAGAUUUUACUAAUUCCGAUGCCUUAAAAAUUCUGUAUUUUUCUCUAGUGCGUUCUUCUCUGGAAUACAACUCCGUCGUAUGGUCACCUUCUAGUGUGGUUCAUACACAGAGCUUAGAAGCUAUUCAAAAUUAUUUUCUUCGUUUUAUCUCUUACAAAUGCAAUAUACCACGUAAACCUCACUCACAAUAUACACCGUUAUUAAUCAAAUUAAAUAUGACCACUCUAGCGGCAAGGAGAAAAAUCAUUGAUUUGAAAUUUCUAUAUAAAAUAGUAAAUGGUUUUUUAAAUUGUCCCGAAUUACUCAGCUGCUUAAAUUUUAAUGUUCCUCAUUGUCGUACUAGAUCUGCAAAUACUUUUUAUAUUCCAUUACAAAGAACUAAUUACGCACUUUGUUCACCUAUUAAUAGAUUAAUGAAAAUAACUAAUGACGUCCAAAUAGAUCUAUUUAGUUUUCCUUCUUUUGAAUGUUUUUGUAACUUUAUUGCGUAUCUGUAA
This is a messenger RNA of Sipha flava (yellow sugarcane aphid), 807 nucleotides long. RefSeq lists its product as uncharacterized. Lineage: Eukaryota; Metazoa; Arthropoda; Insecta; Hemiptera; Aphididae. The record is from RefSeq and is a predicted model, not a curated record. The transcript has a single exon. The coding region runs from base 1 to 807 and encodes 268 amino acids.